Molecule: messenger RNA, 672 nt
Organism: Arachis duranensis
Lineage: Eukaryota; Viridiplantae; Streptophyta; Magnoliopsida; Fabales; Fabaceae
Exons: 2
Coding region: 1-672 (223 amino acids)
Molecular function (GO): nucleic acid binding; zinc ion binding
Source: RefSeq, a predicted model, not a curated record
AUGUCCGUAUCUGAGUAUACAGACAAAUUUGAGGAGCUAUUUAGGUUUUCCCGCAUGUGUCAGGGAGCUCCGGGAGACUUUGAGGAAUGGAAGUGUAUUAAGUAUGAGGGAGGACUUCGAAGUGAAAUCCUGAGCUCCGUUGGACCGAUGGAGAUUAGGGUCUUCUCCGAACUUGUAAACAAGAGCCGUAUUGCUGAAGAAUGUGUGAGGAAGGUUGUUGAGGCAAAGAAUGACCAUCGGGGGUCCCACCGCAGGGAGCACAAUCAAGAGUGCCCAACAAGGGGUCAAGAGUUUAAGAGAAGAGGAUACCCACAACAUUUUCCUCAAAGGCGAAAUGACCUUGCGACGAGUGAGGAGUCCCAAAGAAACAGUAAGGAAAAACGGGCAGCGGCUGCUUCUGCUGUUUCGAGCUGUCAGAGGUGUGGAAGUCAUCACCCAAAUAGGCCGUGCCGAUUGGGGUCAGGCGUAUGUUACAAGUGCGGGUUACCAGGGCAUGUAUCAAGAAAUUGCCAACAAGGAGAGAGUCAGGAUGCGGCCGAUUGCGGCAGUAAGAUUGAGAUUGCUCGUGAACUUAAGAUCAUUCUUGGUUCUGAAUUUUGCAUGGCAUAUGAAGAAGCAAUGAAGUAUGGUGGCAAGGUGGUACUUGGAGAUCGGCUUAUUGAGGUUGGAUGA